AUGACUUCCCAUCCUCUUGAUCUCCAGCCGGGGCAAGUCUCCAUUUCGCCCCUCCUCAAGCAGCUUGCCUACCCCGCGAACGAAAUUCCCGUGAGCGCAUUGGAAAUCGCCUCAGCAUUCGCCUUGAUUUUCGAAGACAAACUCUCUGCUAUUCAAACUGCAGCUCUAUUGACGCUCCUGCACUCCACUGGAAAAGAUCGCGAAGCAGAUGUGAUUGCACAAUGUUCCAGUCGCAUGAGAGACGCCGCUUCGCAAAUCGAAAAAGGUCCUCUGGAACAGGCCGUCAAGUCUCGUGGAAAGAAGGAAGGCAAUUACAAUGGUGGUCUUUGUGACAUUGUCGGAACCGGCGGAGAUUCGCAUUCUACAUUCAAUGUUUCGACAACAGCCUCGAUCAUCGCGUCCCCACUCCUCAUGAUGGCUAAGCAUGGAAACCGUGCCCAGACCUCCUUCUCUGGAUCUGCUGACGUCCUCAAUGCCGUUGCACCGGUGCCCCCGAAAAUUUCCGCGCUCAACGCUGAGAACAUCACCAAGGUGUACGAAGCGACCAACUAUGCGUUCCUAUUCGCUCCCAAUUUCCACCAGGCUAUGAUGUACGCCAAUCCAGUGCGCCGGGGUCUGGGUCUCCGAACAAUCUUCAACCUCAUGGGGCCGCUUGCCAACCCUCUUGACUGGGCCCUGGAGGCACGAGUAGUUGGUGUCGCGUACCAGAGUCUUGGGCCAGUCUUUGUUGAGGCAAUCAAACAACUUGGUGCGAAAAAGGCUCUCGUCGUUUGUGGUGAGGAAGAUAUGGAUGAAAUCAGUUGCGCAGGCAAGACCAACUGUUGGAGGCUUUCCGAGUACCCCAAUCCCGCAUACCAAGAAUCAGGAAAUGACAACGAAGACGACACACCACGCACCCUGGUCAAGGUGGACACUUUCCAACUUCACCCAUCAGAUUUCGGCCUACCUACUCACCCUCUCACUGAGGUGUUCGGAAGAAAGAUGCCCCAAGACAAUGCUGCUAAGUUGAUGAGCAUUUUGCGUAACGAAUUGCCCCGGGAUGACCCAAUCCUGGACUUUGUGGUCAUGAACGUGGCUGCUCUCCUGGUAACUUCAGGGAUCUGCGAGUCUGAAACCAGCAACAUGGGCCCUGAGGAUGAUGGUAAAGUCAUCACUGAGCGUGGACCUGGUGGUGGACGCUGGAAGGAAGGUGCUCGCCGUGCACGAUGGGCAAUCGAAAGUCGCUCGUCACUCAAGUCCUUCGAAGAUUUCAUUGAAGUCACAAACAAACUUUAA
This is a messenger RNA of Aspergillus wentii DTO 134E9, 1275 nucleotides long. RefSeq names its product anthranilate phosphoribosyltransferase. Bases 1 to 1275 code for a protein of 424 amino acids. Lineage: Eukaryota; Fungi; Ascomycota; Eurotiomycetes; Eurotiales; Aspergillaceae. The transcript is spliced from 2 exons. Gene Ontology annotation, cellular component: cytosol. Gene Ontology annotation, molecular function: anthranilate phosphoribosyltransferase activity. Gene Ontology annotation, biological process: L-tryptophan biosynthetic process. The record is from RefSeq and is a predicted model, not a curated record.